This is a messenger RNA of Cinara cedri, 28469 nucleotides long. The record is from the annotation of a GenBank genome assembly. NCBI's taxonomy places the organism in Eukaryota, Metazoa, Arthropoda, Insecta, Hemiptera, Aphididae.
AUUGCUGGUCCAUGAUAAUAAAAAUCACCCUGUAUACAGAAUACAACUUACUGCAGGCUCAUGUUGGAACCACAAUAACGGUACAAUCUGAUCUACAUCCUUGUAACAUACUGGAAUACAGGUUGUAAUCAAAUUAAUGUUUAAUUCUUCAAUAAUACCAGUUGUAUGCAAUUUUUGAGCAAUUUCCCAACUUGGAUUCAUUGUGUAGUCACGGAAAAGUCCAAAACCAGUAACAACAACUGUUUUCAAAGCCAUCGGUUAUAAAUUUUGAAAUAUUUAAUAUAAUCAAAUAAAAAACUCAACUUGAACAAUUUUUUAGUAUAAAGCUGUAAAACUAUACAAAUAUAUCAAUAAUAACUUAUCAUUUAAUAACAAAUCACUUAUCAAACCUUUAUAUUUCUAAUGAAUAAAUAAUCAUUUUUUUAUUUAAUUCAAGGUUCAAUAUGAUAAGGAUUACAAGGAUUCAAGGAUGUUACAAAUAAAAUACAUAAAAACAAGAUAAUAACAAUAUGACUUGGUAUCAUUAGUGCGUCAUACUGUGGAAUACUUUUGUCUCUUACAUAACAAUCGAAACGGUAAGUUUUAGUAGUUUUACUAUAAUAAUAAUUUAUCUUGUAGUAUAAUUUUUGAAAAUAAUACAAUUACUAAAAUAUCUAAUAAUAAAUAAGUUACAAAAUCACAUACAAGGGGAUUUUCAAAUUUUAGUUAAAAUAGUAGGUGCCUAUACCUACAUAUUAAAUAUUUUCAUUUAUUUUUAUCUAGGUAGCUAGGUACCUACUUAAUAUUAUGUAGGUACCUAUUUACUAAAUUUAUAAAUUUACUAAAAUCUAAUUUAAGCUAAUGGUGCAUUACCGAAUAGAAAAAUACUUAUUCUUUGCUUAUUAAUUGUUGAACACAACACAAUUAAUUAAUGGCUGACAUCAUUAAUUAAUAUUAUUGCAUUCAUCUGUGUUUUUUGUUUAUACUUUAAUAGGUAGUAAGUACAUUUGUUAAAUAAUAUAGCAUUGCUACAUUAUUUAAUUUAAAUUUGUGUCCGGUUAAUAUUAGUCACGAAUUAUUUUCAUUGAUAUUUACUGCAGUUUAUUUUUUAAUGACAAAGUAUCUACUUUAUGACAUUUAUAAAACGCCAAAUGUAUAAAACCUAUAUUUUGAAAAGUUAUUUAAAAUAAUUAUUGAAUUAUAUUUUGAUCUAUUAUGUAUUUAAGGAUAUUCAGAAAUAAAUAGGCAUGUAGGUCAUGCACAUUCACAGGAUAUUUUUUAUAGGUCGGCCACAAGUUUGAUAAUUUUCUGUGGAGGACUAUAUAAAUAACUAAAUUGUUUACACAUAGGUACAUAUACUUAGGCGUUGCUCGCAAUACAUCUUAAAAAUAUUAGAGUUAUUUAGAAACAAACGCAAGAUGAGGUUUUGGGAGUCAUCCUCCCGAAAUAUAAGUAGGUAGGUAUUUUAUAAUUUGAUAUUAAUCAUUUCAAUAAAAAAGAUAACAAGAAAACCUUUUCUUGCGUGAUAAUUUUUUCAAGGAAGACUGCAGUAUAACAGGGGGUUGUAAUAUAUAAACUCCUUAGUCCCCCAUUAUACGCCUAUGGGGAUGGUUGACAGCCGUAUUAUUUUUUAUAAAUAGUAUUCUAAAGCUCAAGAACUCAUCCUAUUUAUAUUUAAAACCACUUUUUUCUAAAUAUUUAGGGUAUAAUACUGCAGUCCCCAUAAAGACGUAAAUAAUGUAGGUAAUUACAUGAAUUAAAAAAUUUAAAUAAGUAGAUGUUUAUAAUUUUAGAUUCUGAGUGGAGAGAAGAAGCUUAUUUUUAAUCUAGUUCGUGAUUAAGCCUUUUGUUUUUUGAUUUCCUUUGUAGUUUUUUUAAAUAAUUAAGCAAAACAGAAAAUACGUCGAAAGAAUUGAAAAAUGUAUGAAAAUUAUUCUUUUAAAUUUUGUUUUUCGAUUCUAAGUGAAGCGAGGGAUGUAUUGAUUGAAAAGUGGUGUUUAUUUUAUUAUUAUUUUUUUGUAGAUGAUUUUUCAACCAGAAAUCUUACUCCGGUUUUUAAGUGUAGCAAUUUUUCUAAAAGGAAAUCGGACUCGAGAGGUACUGUAAGGUAGUUCUUAUCAUUUUUCAAUUUUCCCAACAAAUUAGAAAAACCGAGAAAGUGUAUGAAAUGUAGGUAUUAGUUGAAAAAAUAUUACAGCCUUUUUCCCCCUAUGAAUAACUUUUCUACCAACAAUUUUGCUCCGAUUUACAAAGAUAGCACUUUUUAUAAAAGUAAAUCUGAAUGUGGAGGUGCUUUAAGGAGGUAAUUUUUAGAUUUUCUCCAGGAAUUUUUCAAAUAAUCGGGAAAAACUGGGAAAACAUGGGAAAACCGAAGGAAAAACGGAAAAAUAGGUACAAUAUUAAACAAAUAUUGUUAAAGAAAAUAUAUAAUGUUUAUGUAAUUAUUUUACCAUAAUAUGGCAUUUAUAUUUUUUACAAAGCAAUACUAUCUACCGAACUCAUUUUAGAACCUUCCCAACUUCUCACUUACAACAGUGACUACACCCACGUGUGAAAUUGUCCGGUUGUUUUCUAAAAUUUGAGUGAUUUUUUUUUUUUUUUUAUUUCCGCCUAUUAACAAAUUUUGUACUAUAAAUCAUACCCUAAUUAUAAAAUUACAGAGAUUUUUUAGUUUUUUAGGUGUAUAUAGUUGUUUAAAAAAAGUUUAGCGUAAUGUAUUAGUUUAAGAUUCUGAGUGAAACGAGAAAACUAUUAAUUUUACAAUGAUGUUCAUUUUAUUAUUUUUUAUUUUUUUAUAUGAACACUUUCUCUACCAGAAAGAUAGUACUUUAGAAAGGUCAUUUUUUGAAAUUCUCAUUAAUAUUCGAGAUAGUGAGGAAAACCUCGGUUUUUAGGGGGAAAAAGAUAGAAAGAUUAAAAAUAAAGUCAUUGGAAACCGUUUUUUUUUUUGUUAUGAUCAAGUUUUUAUUAUUUCAAUUUUAAAUAACUAUUGUUGUCAAAGAAACGCAUAUUGUAUUAUUUUACCAUAAUGAUAUUGUGGGAAAUCCGAAUACCAACCGAUGUGAACAUUAUCCAAGUAAUAUCAAAUAUGAUUAUUAUAAUUUGAGUGUAUGUAUACAUGGAUUCGUGUGACGUAUUUAUAAUAAAAUAUUUUGUAGGUAAAUAAACAGAAUAUGAUUUUUAAGUUGAAGUUCUAAUAAUAUAAAAAUGUUAAUUUACUUAUCAGGUCAUCUGCUGGUGGUUCACAAAAAAAUUUCCCGGAGGUGGUUCUGAUCCCUCUCUGUAAAUACAUCACUAAAAUAUUUAGUCAGAACAGUAUUUAAACCGAAAAAUAUAUUUGCCAGAAACGUAUUUGAUCAGAAUCAUAAUAUUAAAUCCAACAAAUAUUUCAUUAGAAAUUUAUUUUGGCUGAAAAAAUAUACCGAAUGUAUUUUACUCGAAAAUAUAUGCGACUAAAAAUAUUUUUACAAAUAAUAUUCAAUGCGAAAAACUUAUUUUAAGAAUUGUAUUUGAACUAAUUAAUAAUUUUUCGAUAAAAAUAUUCUGUUCAAAGAAUAUUUUUCCGAAUGUGUUUCUUUGCUUAUUGGGCGUCUCAUUAAAGAUAAAAUAACAUUUAAAUUAUUAUUGUACUAAUAAUUUACUAUGGGUUGUUGCAGUGAUGGAUUUACUCGUGGGAGGGGGGGUCCAGGGGGUCUAGACUUCCCCUAGACACUAGUAUGAUUUUAAUAAAAUGUCGUCCAGUAAAGAGGCAUCUAUUAACUGAUAUCUUUUAAAUACAUAUGAUUUUUUAGGACUCUCCCAGAAAAAUAUUAAAAAUCCACUACUGAGCUGCUAUUUAAAUGGUUAGAAAUAAUCAACCACGGUGUGUAGAGUUUGGUUUAAUAUCGUCUACAUGUUUAAUUUUAUAUGUCUAUGAGGUUUGCUAUGCAAAUUUUCAAGUCAAAUACAGUUUAAAAAAAAAAUAUAUAUUUUUCGAAUUUAUACUGUUUGGCUUAAAUAUUUUCGAUUAAUUUAUUUUGGAUAUUAUUAUUUUUAGAUAUAGUAUGUUCGUAUCAAAUUAGUUUCUAUUCAAAUAUUUUCCGUAAAUUUGAAAUAUUUUCAGAUAUUUUAUAGAUACAUUUAAGACAAAUGUAUACCUUCCGUAUUACAAUACUGUUUUUUCUUCUUAUGAACUUUUUACAUUUUUAUUAGUAUUAAAAGUUUAAAGUAUAUAUCCAGAUAGGUAAUAAAGAUAAAGUAACUUUUCAUGAUUUUAAUUUUAAUUGAUGUUAUCUGAUGAUACUUGUUUUAUAAUAUACUUGAAGUAUUAUAAACUGCCUGUAUUAUUUCAGUAAAUUCAUUAGCCAGCUCAUAGAGUAAAAAAAAAAAAUGACUUGAUGAGUGUAUCACUGUGUAGGUGAGAAGUUGGUAAGUUAAGAUAGGUACAUAAAGCAAUUUAAUUUAUAUCUGUACGUAUUUUAAUUUAUUUUUAUAUUUAAAAUUUAAAUCAAUAUUACAUUAUAUUUUAACUAUCGUCGGCAGUCGCGAUAACCAAAAAGUACCAAAAAAUUAAAAUGUGUCUCGUAAUAUACGGGAUCGUCUUGUAUUUGAAUCGAACGUCCCUGUGUCUCGACAAAAUGUUCUAAACAAAACUUUUGUUCUGUAUUUUGAAUCAUCCAUCCCGUAUGUCACUUAUUAGACACUAGAAACAAAAAAAAAAAAAGUUUUACGUGCUCACUUUAUAAAAUAUAUUCUAAAAAUAUUAAUGUUAUUAUUUAUAGUAGUUUUAAUUUCUAGAAUGGAUGUAUAAAUUACUUUUAUUCGUGAUAGAAUUAUCUACCGAACUUAUUAUUAGGAAUUACAAUCUCAGUACAUUGUGAUUCUUUAUCGCAUAACGUAGUAGUAGGUAACCUAUUGAAUAUGGUUUUUUUUCAUACCACUUCUCUAGAAAUAAAAACAGCUAUUACUAAGAAUUUAUUGAACGCAUAUGUAUGUAUAUUAAAAUUUUUAGAAUAUUAUUUAUUGCAAAGUGGUUAUUUUGAACAAAUAAAGAGUUUUUUUUUUCUGAUGUUUAAAGAAUGAAAAUAGUCUUAUAAUUUAUCGCUAUGUAUAUGUCUUCUCACAUUCUCACAUAAAAUCUGAUAGGAAACAAAAAUGAGUACACAUUAACAAAUAUAUAUCAGCGUCAGAAAAAAAGAAGGGAAACACUGAAUAGCCGUAUAGAACAAGCUGAAUAAUAAGCUACCUAAAAUACGUUUUUACAUUUUUCUUUAGACUUGACCGAUAUACCUAUUAUAUGCUUGAUUAGUGCUUACGUCAUGUUCUUCUUAUCAGACUUUUAUCAGUAAUAAUUUGAACGUUUGAACGCAAACAAUUUAAUUAAAAACCAUUAAAAACACACAUGAUAUAUUUUUAAACACUCAUAUUAAAAUAUGAGUAUUUAUAUACUAGAAUUUACUAUUAUUAAAUAAGAAAAGCUCAAAUGAGAUUUUUUGCAAUAAAAUAAAUAUAUAACAUAUAAGUUCUUAUAAUGUAGAAUAUAACAAUUUUUUAAUUACCUUUAUAAUAUGUAUAUUUUUGAUUCUAAGUGGAGCGAGGAAGCUUAAGAUUUUACAUAGAUGUUUAAUUUUUUUUUUUUUAUCUGUGCGUGCGGACCUUUCUACCAGAAGACUUGCUUAGAUUUGUAAGUGUAGCACCUUUUCUGAAAGGAAAUCGGUGUUGGGAGGUAAUCUAGGAAAGUAAUUUUUCUAUUUUUUCAAGAGUUUUCUCACCAAAUGUGAAAAACCAAAAAAAAUCGGAAGAAAAACGAUAAAAUGUAUGAAAUAUAUUUGUAACAUAUUACGAUUUUUUUCUGUGGACAACUUUUCUACCAGCAAUUUUGAUCGACUAAGGAGGUACUUUAAGAGGGUCAUUUUUCAAUUUUCCCAGCAAAUGUGAAAACCUGAGAUAAAACUUGGGAAAACCGUGAAAAAACGUAGGGAAACUGGAAAAAUCGGUACAACAUUAAACAAAUAUUAAUAAAGAAAAUUUAUAAAGUCUAUUUAAUUAUUUUACUAUAAAAUAACAUAUAUAUUAUUGACAAAGCAUCACUAUCAAUUGAACUCCGCUCAGAAUCGUUUUUUCAUAAGCAAUGGCUUAUCAUUGCUUACAUAUAUAUAUUAAAUUAUCUAUAACAGUGGCUGCACCCGUCCCCAUUAUCCUUGGACGUCUUUUUACGCAUUUGUUUGGAUCCAAUCAUACUUUAUAAGGAUUGUUAUCAGAUAAUAUGACUUCUCACUAAUCACACGUACCUAAUACUUAAUAAUAAUAUUAAAUAUUGAUAAAAAUCACAGAUAAAUAAAUAAAUAAAAUUAUAAUAUAUGGGCAUUCUUAAAUAUUUAUUUAUAAGCAGCUAAAUAUUCGUAUUUCCGAGUAUGGUUCAUGAAUUGCUUCAGAUCAACAAUCCCUAUUAUGGAGUGUUAAGCACUUAAUUUACUAGGUUAGGUAAGUAUUAACUCGGUAAUUGAUAUCGUGCGUCAUACUUAUUAAAUUGUCGAAAAUUAAUAUUCCUGUUGAAACAUGAAAUUAAAAUAUUUAGUAAACUCCAACAACAUUUAAUAUGAGGCCAAUUAUUUUUAUUGAAACAAAAUACUUAACUUUUAUUUAAACAUCAAACAAAUAAUUAUGAUGAUCCUUUGUUAAAUAGUUGUACGAGUGGGACAAGUUUUAAUCAACAACGAUACCUAUUAAAUCUAUCUUAAUAAACCCUUUUUAAAUUAAACAUUAGGCGCAACCGAAAUUGAUAUUAAUGUUGUUUUUAUGUCUACAUAUAUGCAAUAUUUCGCUUAGAUUUUUUAUUUACUAUGAAUAUUAUUGGUUUUAAUCUACUCAGGUUGUUAUUUAAGUAGAUAUUGAUGAAUCAAUAUAUUGGUAAGUUAUAAUUACAUUUGUACAAGUUUUGUAUCAGGACUAAAUUUAAAAGUGAUACGAGAAAGAGUAAUAUCAGACUUCAUUUUAUUUUUUUAAAUUAUCCGAUUUUUAUCCUGUAUUCUCCAAUUCAGCGAAUAGUUCAAGUAGAAAUUCGGCUUUUGAUAUUCGUUAACAUAUGGUUACUUGUAUUCUUUUUUAUUUCAUGUUAAGUGCUUAUGUAUUAAAUUUUUAGUAUACAUUUUACAUUUAUUAUAACAAAUACUAUACAUAUUUUAUACGUACAUACUGUAUCGUCAUAUUGUACAGACUCGUCCCAAGGUUUUAAAGUUUUUCGGAAUCAGGAGCAAAUUAAUUCGCCAAAUACUCACCAAGAUUUGCAAAGUUUUAGUAAAUGUAAUUUUUUAAACCUUAACUAAUUAAUGGAAUUUAAAUUCAUAUAAUUACCAUUCUGCAUUAAAUGUCAAUGUUAAAAUUAUAAUUUCAUCUAAAAUUUUUAGAAACACGGCAUUGAUAUUGAUGAGGUUAUAAAAAAAAAUAAAGAUAAUAAUAAAUAUAUGUAAUGUAUACGAUUAUCUUUAUGAUUUCUGAGAUAUUGAGGUUUAAUUUUAAGUCAAAAAUAUAUACAGAAUGAUUCAUUUAACGUAAAACAUUCAUUAUUUCACAAAGUAUUACUAGUUUUGAAAAUUCAAGAAAUAAACAGCUUUACAAUUUUUAGGGAUGUAACUACUAAAUACAACCUACUUUUUAUUUUUUAAUUUUUAAUUUCUGUCAACCUGUCGACGAGGUAUUCCACUGUCAAGUUUAGGUAAGGGGAGAAUUGUGGAUUAAAACGCGCUUCGUAGAACCACACUUAUCCUCCACCUAAACUUAAAAUUGGAAAUAUCUCAUUAAUGGAUUGGCAGAAUUAAAACUUUUCAAUACUCUUUGGUAUGGUUUUGCAGUAUAGUUUUGCUCUUGCAAACUCAAUCUUAAGACUGCUAGACCUUUUUGAUUAUCACUACUUAUAGUGUUUAAAUAAUAUUUCAAAUUUUCAUCCAUCUUACUCCAACGUUGAUACUUAGUAUAUCCAUAGAAAUAUCAUAGUUUCACUAUGCCACCUUGGAGACAAAUAUAAAAACAAUUUUAAACUCUAGGUGGUGUAAUUGAUAUUAUUUAUGUUAUAUUUAUAAUUAUUUAUAAUAUUUAAUAUUUAUUAGAGAUUUUUUUAAGACGACAUACAAACAUAAAUACGUCCUAGGAUAAUGGGGAAAAGGCAGUCCUGUUAUAGAUAAUUUAAUGUAUACCUGUAAGCACGAUAGACUAUUGCUUACGAAAAAGCGAUUCUGAGCGGAGUUAAGUUGAUAAUGAUGCUUUUUCAAAAAUGUAUGUGUCAUUUUAUAGUAAAAUAAUUAUAUAGGCUUUAUACAUUUUCUUUAAUAAUAUUUGUUUAAUUUUGUACUUAUUUUUUCAGUUUUCCUAUGGUUUUCCCAUGUUUUCCUGGUUUUUCCCAAUCAUUUGGAAAACUUCUGGAGAAAAUUCUAAAACUACCUCCUUAAAGCACCUCCACAGCCAGAUUUAAUUGUAUAAAGUGUUAUCAUUGUAAAUCUGAGCAAAAUUACAUUUUUCCCGAUUUUCACAUUUGCUAGGAAAACUCUUGGGGAAAUCGAAAAAUGACCCGCUUAAUGUACCUCCCUACACCAAUUUCCUUCUAGAAAAGCUGAUACACUUAAAAAUCUAAGUAAGGCUUCUGGUAGAAAAGUUGGGCAUGGAUAAAAAAAAAAUUAUCUUUGUAAAACCAUAAGCUUCUUUAAUCCAUUCAGAAUCUAAGCUCUAUGUGCAAUUUUUCGAUAUUUUGACAUUUUUUCUCAGACCCAAAAGCCAUACUUCAACCCUAUCGCAUAAUAUUUGCCUCUGCGGUAUUGCGGCAAUUAUGACAAUUAUUGCUUCGACGGUCGACAAUUGACAGUUAUUGGUAUUUUUAAAUUAAUUUAAUUUAAGGUAUUUAGUUUUACACGAGUAUUCCAAAAAAAAAAAAACUUAAAUUAACAGUCAAUAACAAUUAUUCGAUGGAGUAAAACUAAAAACAAUAUAAAACAAAUCACUAGGACAGUGUUCCAACAUAUAAUUUUAAUUGUUGUAUAAAAUAUUAUAUUUUAUAUUUUCAAGAUAAAUAAAUUUAUAAUUUAAAAAUAUUAUGUGUUAAAUUUUUUUAAUUUUUAAAAAUAUAUUAUAUAACAAUUUAACUUCAAAAUGUUUAUAUGUUUACAAGAAAUUUUUGGGGGCGCUUUGUAGGCUUUUGUGAGGGCUUUGUCACCUAAGCCCCCCCGAUUUUAGCCAAUUAAAAAUAUCUGUGCAAGUGAUUACACUAUCUUUUUUUAGUAGGUAGGUAAGAAGGGACUGUGUAGGAGGUGUAAUCUAUUAAAUUAAAUCAAAAAGGUCAUUCGUGUUGGAGUUUACAUUUGGCCACAUAAAUAUUCAGUGAAAUCAUACUAAAAUGAGUUUAAUAGCUGUAUUUAAUUUUUUGAAUGGGCUAGGUUUGUUUUCUUUUAUAUAAAGCAAUAGAUUGUGUUGUGUCAUACAACUUGUAUUAGUAUAUUAUGACCGCCCCAUUUCACCCUCUACCUGCAGAAACUGGCCAAAUUAGGUCAAAUCGAAAUGUCUCUGCGAAACCUUAAAAGCUGAAGGUGUGGUUUAAAUUUAAAUUAUACAGCUAAGUCUAUUUAAACGUUUAUCUGCAUGCACAAUUAUUACAAAUAAUGUAAAAUAUACAUAUUGUGUAAAAUGUUACGGUAAAUUAUGUUAAAUGGAAAAUAAUGUCACUCGCUGGAUAUAACGUUAUGGACCAAAUACAAUAAUAAAUAGGUUUUUCAUUGACGGUUUUUAAAGAAAUGUUGAUUUUCUAACCUGUUCGAUUAAAUUACUUUUAUAAAUAACCAUUAUUAUCUUCCAGUUCGUUUAUAAUAAUAUUUUUCACUUUUAUUUCAUUAAAAGUUGUUCGAACAGUAUACAUAGGUAUUAUAGGUAUGUUAAUACUUAAUAACCAUUAUUAUAAAUGGUACCUUUUGAUCUACGCAAAACGACAGUUGGACACAUACUAAACGUACUUACUAAAGUGUUAUCAGCUAUGAUUAUAUCGUUUUUUAUUAUGAUUUUUUUUUGAAUUGUAUCAUCAUUCAAUAAUUGUAUAAUCACCGUGCUUAUACCUUAAAAAGUUAUAUUAAAUUUGUCUACGAAUUACAUAUUAUACAUUAUCGAAAUUCAAUUUUGCGGUAACCUUAUCAUUGUUCAAUAUCUAUAAUAAUAGAUUAAUAGGUUAAUAGGUUUAGCUGGUCCUUACUCAUUUAGUUAAUUUUAGUUCACAGACAAACAGUAAUCAUAAUUAUUCAUAAAUAUUGUGCAACUUAACAUUUCUCAUUUUAUACGUGAUUCCUUACAAAAUCACGAUAAUUCUCUCAGAUUUGUAGGCAAAUAUAAUAUUAAUUGCGAUUUCACGUUAUUUACCUAACAUGUACAUUGUAUAUGUAUUUACUCAGAAUCUAAAAUCAAAAUACAUUUUUGGUAUUCGCUUAUUGGCUAUAAAAUGUUCUUUCUUUUAUAAUUUGAAAAGCCGUAAUAUUUAAGAUUUGCAUCAACAUUUGAAACAAUAAUAAAAAAAAAAAAAACGGACAUACUUUGCAAAAUUGGUGGGCCAUUGUUGUAGGUAAAAAGUUGAUAAGUUACUAACAUAAAAUAUGAAGAAUAAUUUAAUUUAUUUCUGUAUGCAUCGAUAAACAAUUGCUAACGAAAGAUUAUUCAGAGUGAAGUUUCUUUUAUAUAUGUACGUCAUUUUCCAAUUAUUAGGAAAACCGCUUGGAAAAUUAAAAAUGACCUUCUUUUAAGAACCACUAUAAAACUAUUUAGAUAAAACUUCCUUUCAAAAGAGACACUACAUAUGAAAAUUGGAGCAAAAUUUUUAGUAGAAAAGUUGUUGCAGAAAAAAAAACAACAAUCGGAUAUGAUUUGCACGAUGUGCAAAUUAGUGCAAAUCAGUGGGCCACUGAUGUAAGUGAGAAGUUGGGAAGGUAGGUUAUGGAUGAGAAUUUAAUGUAUUUUUGUAUGUUCAAUCAUUACCAAGAAAAACGAUUCUGAACAGAGUUCUAUUAUGUAUUUUUUAAAACGCUGUAAUAUUUACGAUUUGAAAAUAAUACAUUUCGUACAUUUUCUCGUUUUUCCUAAUUUAUUCCCGGUUUGCCCCAUUUAUUAUGAAGUCUUGAGAAAAUAAAAAAUGUACCAUCCCACUAAAAUUUUGUUUCAGAAAAUGUGCUAUACCAGAAAAUUGGAGAAAAAUUUCUGGUAUAAAAGUUGUUCGCAGAAAAAAACAAACACCAUUGUUAAACUGCUAUUUUUACUAUUAAGUACAACUUAUAAUAAACCUCCUGUUCAAUUUUCAAACAUCUAUUUGUUUAACAAAUUUUAUCUACAUAGUACCUACCAAAGAAAAACUAAAAAUCCAAAUAGUGAUUUGUAAUGUGAGUUUGUGUAAUGUAUGUAAAUUAUUAUAAAAUUUCUCAAAACAUCAACGUUAUAAUUUUAACAUGCACUUUACAAAAUAUGUAUCAAUACGUUUCCUAUAGCUUAUUGACGGAUCUGUACCAGUACCACACCCCAAUUAUUACGAAGUAAGAUUAAAAUCGACACCAUCGCGUGUGAUCGUCAUAACAAUAUUACGUUUUUUGCACGACGCCCAAACUUUAGCACAAAAAUGAUUAGUUAUAUAUCUGCCAAUCGCGACAGUUACUUUCCAUUUAUAUAUUAUUAUUAUUAUUUAUAAUGCAUAGACGCGUAUACCUAUUAUAUAGCGGGUAUAGCAAACAUAAUUUCUUGUUUGAUAAAAUAUUGUGUAGUGACAUUUAUGUAUUAUAUUACUAGAGUUCGGAUUUAAAUACAUUUUAAAUUUACAAAAAACCGCUUAAAAAUGACAAAAAAGCCCUACAAAAAUCCCUUAAAAAUAUUUUAAAAAGCAAAAAUAGUAGAGGUUUAAAAGUUCCUCCUCUAACGGGUUUAAUUUAUUAAAUAUUAUUUUCUAACAUUAUAAGAAUUAUUAAUACUAAGUUAUUUUUUUAUAAUACUUAUAAUUUUAUUUAUAAUAAAAUAUAUUACCAGUAACCGCCAAUUCUUCUUCUUCUGGCUUAAUUUACCCUGCAAGAGUUUUUUCCGCCAUCACAUUUUCACGCCACUUUUCUAUAAGAUAUCAAUGAGGUAUCCAUGAGAUUCCAUAAUGAUAUUUCUGUUUCUGUUCUUUAUUGACUUAAAGGGUUAGGUUAGAGGCUUUGUAUUAUCCAAAAGUCUUAAAGAAGUAUUCUUUCUUGCGAGAGAUCCUUUUCGGCUUCUUCCAAUAUCCUAUUUAUGAACUUUCUUUUAUCCUUUCUGUUAAAAAAUAUUUCCUUUUUGCCCUUAUAUAAAUUACUUAAGCUAUGCGUCUUUUUUCUAUUGCUUCUCGACAUAUUUUACUAUACUAUUUCUUUUUCUUAUUCUCAUUUUAUACUCUACCAAUGCUUCGUUCUACUUCGUGGUUUCUUUCAUGACUAAGCUAGUUUUAUUCCACUUUAUUUCUACAUUCUCAAUUUUACUUUUCGAGAUGAUUUUUGAAAGAGAGUGCAAGAUCCAAUAUUACACCUAGGUAUUUGGGAUAGUGAUUAUGAUUUAUGAUGAUUCCGUUACAAGUUAUGUUGAGCUUAGCAUUGGCAAGUUUAUUAUUGAGAGUGAAACAGGACGCUUCUGUUUUACUGGUAUUAGACUUUAGUUUCCAGUCACGAAAAUAACUACAUAGCGUAGUGAGAUUCACUGUACAUAUUAUUUCUGUUUCCGUUAUGUUGUGUUACAAUGGCCAGAUCAUCGACAUAAACAAAUUUAAUGUAAUACGUCCUAAAAAAAAGUAUUAAAACUUUUUCAAAGGAAUUAUACCUUACCUAAUAUGUUACUAUUUUGACUUUAUUAAAACCAUUCAUAGUAAUUUUACACGUUUUUCAUUUUUAUAUAAUUUAGUUUACGGAAACUUAAUUAAAAUGAUUAAAAAAAAGAGGGGAAGAAUGGAUGACAAUAUGUUUUUAUCCUAAUUAAAAGGGUUUGUGAUGUUUAUUAUGUGCCUGUAUAGGUACAUAUUGCUUAAUUAAAUAGGCAGCUAAUGGCAAGGCCGUACCUGAGGGGAGGUUUUGAAGAUUCGAACUCCCCCUUCCCCGUAAAUAAUAAAAUCGCUGCGCCGUGCCAUGGUGUGCCGUAAAAAUUUGUCCAUUUUUCCUAUACGUUUUUUCCGGUUAUUUCAAUUAUUUUAAAUACAAUUAUAAAAAAAAAGAAGACGGACAUACUUCGCACGUGGAUACAGCCACUGUUGCAACCUAACUGGGAAGUUUGAAAAGUAGGAUACAGACGGAAAUUUAGUGUACAUCUGUAAGCAACGAUAAAUUAUUGCUAACGAAAAAACAAUUCUGUGCGCAGUUCAGUUGAUAGUGAUGGUUUGGUAAUAAUAUUUAUACCAUAUUAGGGUAAAAUAAUUAAAUAGGCUUUAUAUUAUUUCUUUAAUAAUAAAUAAAAUAUUGUACCGGUUUUCCAGUUUUUCCUGCGUUUUUUCCGGUUUUUCAAAUUUGCUGGGAAAACUUAUAGGAGAAUCAAAAAAUUAAAUUCCUCAAGUACCUUCUUAUUUGAUUUUCUUCCUGGAAAAGUGCUAUCAUUUUAAAUCAGAGCGAAUUUUUUUAUAGAAAAGUUGUACAUAGAAAAAAGGCCAUAAUAUUUUUUUACUAAUACAUUCAUUUCGUACAUUUUCCGUUUUUCUGAUAUUUUAUCGCUGUUUUUCCCAGAUAUUAUGAAAACCACUUGGAAAAUCAAAAUAUUAAAACUAUUGUAUUUAUAGGUUUAUUAUAUAAAUUAUAUUUUACCUUUAUUUAUUCGUCUUCAUUGAUGUCUUCUUAGAAACAAUUGGUUAUUAGUGAAUAUUACGUACAUUUAGAAAUAUUCAAAUUUAAAUGUUCGGUGGUUAGGUCACACAAUUGAUUUGUAGUGACUGUAGGAGCGUUCAAUAUUUUCACCGAGGAUAAUGGUACUUAUAUUAUGCUUGAUAUUUUAGACGGUAUAAAUUCAAUAUUCAUUGAUGUGCUUUUAUUUUUAUUCAAACGAAUAUCACUAAUAGUUUUUAUGUUUUGUAAAUCAACAUUUUUAGUAAGUACGUGAUUUAAUUUGUUUUGUGUUGUUACUCUAAAAAACUUUCAAUUAUUGUUCGAUUUGAUGUUUCUAUUAUUGUUUUAUGUCUUAAAAUAAACAUUUGGGGAGAUAUAAUGCUAAAUGAUAGUUCAGUUAGUUAUUUUGCCCAAUUUUAGUAGCUUUUGUAAUAUAAAUUGUAGUAAUUGAAUUAAGAUUUAAAAUAAAGUCUUUAUUUUGAGUCGCAUUUUACAUUUUAACUAUAUGUUAUACCAGGUGAUGACUUUUUAAUUCAAAACCGGUCGUAUAAUACACUUAUCAUAAUACUCCUGGUGACGAAUUUAUUUAUUUUACUUUUAUAUAUACAUUUUUUAUUUAUAUAUUUAUUUACUAUAUAAAGUCUUUAAUUUUUUCAUAAUUGUUUUAAUUGUUUUUAACUGUUAUAACAGUGGGGGAUUAAGUAAUUGGCUUAAUUGGUUUUAAUAUGAUGGUAAAUUUACGAAAUAAUGCUUUUAUUAUUUUCAAUUUUGUUUUUUUGUUGCUAGUCAGUUAAAAAUAUUUUUAGUAAAAAAAAAAUUAUUGCAAUGUAGUGUUUUGGUUUUAUAAGAGUUUUAAUAUCAAAUUUUACGAAAAUCGUAAUUAUUAUAUUAUAAUAUUAUCUUAUCAAAUAUGUAGGUACAACCAAACUUCGUUCCGAAUUGUUUUUUUUGUUGCUUGUAGAUAUAAAUUAUAUAACUUUACGUUGUCUACCUUCCCAAUUCUCUACAGACGAAAGUAGCAUACUCGUCCCUCAGUAUUAGCUCUUUUUUUCUUCUUUUUCUUAAUAAAAAGUAAGCAUAGAGCAUAAAUAUACAUAGUUAAUUAAAUCGGUGUUUAUUAUUUUAGAGUUUAUAAAAAGUAUCCAGAAAUAAAAUAUGUUGUUUUAAUACCUACUGUUAUCUUGAGAUGGCCAAAUUUCGAAGUGGGACACAUUUUAACAAAGGUACACAAAGAAAUUUUUAUCUGCCCUACAAUAAGUUCAUGGUUUUAAACUGGUAUAAUAUUGUCAAAUUUCAAAUAUCAUUGACUUUUGAAAAAUGUUAGGUAUAAUAUCAUUGUAAAAAUGUAUGAAAAAAGGCAUCCUAGGAUAAUGAAGACGGAUGCAACCACUGUUAUAGGUAAUUUAAUGUAUAUCUGUACUGAUAAACCAUUGCUAACGAAAAAACGAUUCUGAGCGAAGUUCAGUUGAUAAUGAUGCUUUGUCAACAAUAUAUAUGUCAUAUUAUAGUAAAAUAAUUAAAUAGGCAUUAUAUAUUUUCUUUAAUUUUAUCUGUUUAAUAUAUUAUCGAUUUUCCCUCGUCUUUUUCCGGUUUUUCACAUUUGAUGGGAAAACUCUUGGGAAAAUCGAAAAAUGAUAUUCUCUAAGUACCAUCUAGACAAAAUUCCCUUUUAGAAAUGGCGCGUAUUUAUCUGAGCAAGAUUUGUGGAAGAAUUUUUGUAAACAGUAUAAAAAAAAGAAACAUCUUAGUAAAACCAAUACAUUCUUCGCUACAAUCAGAAUUUAAAACUUCACUGAGAGAAUUGAUUUUCAUAAAAGAAAUGUAUUUUAUUUUAUUUUUGUAUACGUUUGACGCCCCUAAAAUGUUGUCACUCCAAUCGCCUGCUUUUUCUGCUUGUAGAUAAACAGAUGCUUACCAAGUAUAUUAACGAAUAAUGGUUAGCUCAGGUGGAAGGCAAAUUAGGAUAUAACUCCUUAAAUUUUAGUAUUCUACUAGGAACUUUUAGAAAUAAGUUUUUUUUUUUUACAUUUGCGAUUUUAAUGAAUAUUAAUAAAUUAAGUACAUAUUGAUAAAAUAUUAAAAAAUAUGUAUUUAAAUCACAAUGUCAAAAAAAAAAAAAAAAGGUAUAUUUCAUUGCGUUAUGAAACGUGCAUAUUUUUAAUCAGAAUAAUUAUUAUGAAAUUUGCAUUCAACAAAAUUAUGCAUUUACACAAAAAUCCGCGCCCUAAUUAUUAUUAUGGGACUCUGGAAAAAACCAAUGAAUCGAAAAUCACGUACCGGUCAUUUUCGAUAAGAUUUGUAUACAAAACGGACGGUGUGAUGUGCGGAACAACGCUUAUAUAAUAUUAUCAUAUGUAGUACAUUAAAUACAUCGUACACGUACGGGUACGGCUGUGAUAGGUUGCGUACGAUGACGGCAGGCUGCCGCGCCGCAAUGGUGCGAUGCCGUCAUCAGGACGGCGCGGCGACCGCCGAGAAUGGAUUGACCAGGAACAGUGGAAUAACGAUAAAGAGAGAGAGAGAGCGUGAGAGAGAAAGAGUGAGAGGGAGUGAGAGUGAGAGAGAGAGAAACGCUACUAUUGGAACAGUCGUGUACGGGGCAGAGCGGCUUGCGUCGCAGAAACGCACGCGUGCGCGACCGAUUAUUCUCCCUCCUCCUGUACACAGAAUGCGCGUCAUGACCUACGGUUUGGCCGAUGCGUGCCGGUGGUCCUGGCGCUCGGCUUUCGGCGGCGGGUGGCGGUAUCACCCGGGAGGUAGUGUGACUUUCAUGGUCGGCGGCGGCAGAAAAGAGGGGCCUGCGAAAUGCUAAAAUCGUGUACAAGAAUUUUCCGUACAAAUCCGUAGCGUAGGCGGCGGACGAUUACGGUGUUUUCCGCGGCGUCCCGUGCGAAUAAUUUCGAUCCGGUGACCGCGGUACCACUGUCGACCUCCCAGCGGCGGCAGCUGCUUCGGUGAUGGCGACUGGUAGGGGUAACGGCGGUGGCUACAUCACGUCCGUCGCCCGUCGGCGACCGGCUACGUCGGUGCGGGGCGGAGCGGCAAAUCAAUACGAUAGAGCGCCGCCGCCGCCGCGCCGUAGCGGAGAGUUCGGUCGUCUCGGUCGCACCAACAUCGGUCGACUGACGUUGGCCCCGUAGUCGCUCUCUCUCUGUCUCCGCAUCUGCGUGCGUGUGUGUCGCUGCUGCUCCGUCGUUUCUUCUCUCCCUUCGAGUUAUUUUCUGUCGGCCCUGUUUUGCGGGGCACACAAGGAAAUUUUUAGCCUAUUUUACCUCUCUCCUACCCGAACACCACCACACAUACACUCACGCACACAUACACGUUACAUUCGCGACCGUAAACACAGUACAGCAGUCGUACACACACACUCAUACAUACUACAUACACGUAUACUCUUGUUCACUCACACACGGUCCGCCAAAUAAUAUCGCCUUUUUAAUUCCGCGCGCGCGGCCGUCCGAACGGUUUUUCAUACGCGUACCACGCACACAAACACGUAGGUACAUAAAAUUAUAUAGGUACUUCCACACACGUCACACACAGAAACCGACACCAACACAAUUGUCUCGUCGUAGGUACAUAACGUUGUGCGUGUAUUUUAAUUAUUUUUUGUCCCGUUUUCGUUUGUCGCGUUUUUAGUACAAAGUUUUCGCGUCCGUUUGGCGGUGCCGGUGACGACGACUUCUUGAACCGCGACUACCACGGCUAAGGCUACGGAGAUCACCACCACGACGGCGGCGACAAGUCCGACGGCGGUGCCGGCUACAACGAUCAGACGGCCAGUGCGGCGAUCGUUUUAGAGCGAGAUUAUUCGCUGAGAUAUUCGGCUGAUCCGUACCUACUACAGGUCCCAUCCAGAAAUAUGACGUGCUGGAAUUCGCUCAACGUCAUUUUGUAUAGCGUCGUCAUCUGCGCUCUAUUGGAUUUCGGGCCCUCCAGGGUCUUGGGUACGUUGUUUCCUUCGUUUUAACAGUUUGUAGAUAUUACCAUAUUAGUAACCUCUGUUGUAUUUAAAACGUUUACCGUCGUCUAAGUUAUAGAAAAAAAAAAAACACAAUAUGUCUUAUGGGUAAUGUAUUAUACAUUUUUUGCUUUUAGCCAUCCAGACGUUCUCAUAUUCACUGUUAUUUGCUCGACCCUUAAAAAAUUAAUUAACUGUUCUCUCUAAAUAGGGAACGUAGGCAGUAGGUUUCAGAACCCUUUGCAGUUGACAAUUGCCCCUUUUAGUUGUCUUGUUGUGACAAUUCUAAUUACACUACCUAUGUACCUAAAUUACUUUGAUUGUAUUUUGUAUACAAAUUAUUACUGCACAUUCAUACAUUUUAUCGUUAAAUGUUAAACUGUUGUGUUCUUUUUAACUGAUAUUUCAAAUUCUUUUUCACAUACCAGUUAACAUUUGAUUCCUAUAUCAUUUGUUCAUUAUUUAAAUAAGUACCCUUUCAAAUUGAAUAGUGGGUAUUUUAUUUAUUAAAUCAACCAUAUCUAUUUUUUAGGUUAGUUUAGGAAUAGUUACCUACCAUGAAUUAAGAUAUAUAUAUAUAUCUUAAUCUGUGGUACCUACUAAGUGAUACUACUAGGAUUAAACCUUAUAUUGGGAUUUUAUCAAAUUCUGCUAAUGAUUUCAAAUACAAAUAUAUCUAUGUAUAUAUACAAUAAUAUAGGUACUAGAUAUUGAAUACUACUGCAAUAGGUACCCGUGUGAAGUACUCACAACAAGACAACUAUAAUUAGUCUAAUGUAUAAUUUUUGUUUAUUGUUUUUAUGUUAUGAGUAAAAAUGAUAAUAAGCAAAGUAUAAUUUUCUUAAGUAAUGGGUUAUUUAUCUAGUUAAAUAUUUCAUUAAACUAUAAUAUUUGGAAAAAAUUGGUCUUAAUUUAACAGUUUAAAGAUUAAUAUAAUUGUUUGUAAUGUCAACUACCUAUACAAAACAAAGCUAUUUUCUCAGCUAUUUAUUUAUGCAGUUUAAAAAUUGAUUAAUAUUAUUCUAACUAUAGGAAGGUAGGUGUAUAUUUUUUUUGUUUUGUUAACAUAAAAGUAAUUUCACCUAUUUAGGUGUUAAUUUUUGAUUUUUUAUCUAUCUACCUACAUAUUUAAUAAUAAUUUUUAAUUACAAGAUAAUAUACCUAUAAAUAAAAUUAUAAUACUUGCAUAUAUUAUGUUUAUGGAUCCAUCAUACAUAUCUAUGAGUUAAUAAUUUUCUUUAUCAAUGUAUUUCUCUCCAACAUUUUUUUUUAAACAUUAACACCUUGGUACCCAGUGUUAUAGUUCUAUGAAUUCAUAAUUUUGAUUAUGUUUAAAACAGAUUAUGUUAGUACCUAUUAGUUAAUUAGUGUCAAAUAUACAUAGAUAUACAUACUACUUAUUGUUUUCUUACCAUGAAUAAAUAAGUUUGUAUCACUAGUUUAAAUCAAAAGUAGAUUUUAAUUUCUCAUGGUAAGAUUAAAAAAAUUAAAAAAUACAAAAUCAAUUUUUGAUUAUGUUGGUAUACACUUAAUCCAUGGUAUUAUAUAUGCAUAAUCUAAUUAUGGUACCUAAUUAUAUAGGCUAGGUAGUUACUAAGAACUUAUAGCUUUAAAUCACUUGACUUCGUAUCACUAAAAUAAUUUGAGAUACCUGUUACCUAGGUAUAAAGCUAUUACCCAAAGAACAAAUUUAAAAAUAUACACAAAUCCCCGUUCAAAGCUUAUUCACUGUUUAUUAUUUGUUUGAUUUAAAUUAAUUAUUCGUGGCUAUGGGGUGUGAAAAAUGUGUUUAUUUGUUUUGGAAAUGAAAAUGGAACUUAUAGCUAACGAGCCCAGUUACGAGGGUAACACAACAGUGAAGGAAGGCGACUCGUUUAAGAUUACAUGUCACGUGUCAAAGUUCCAAGUGAUUAAAUGGCAAAAGGAUGGUCAAAACUUGAAUACGGAUAUAUACUACAAUAUCAGCCAAGAAGACACUGGCGACAAUAUGUUUGUAACCACAAUUUCAGCCAAUUCAGCAUUACAGAUGCAUUCGGGUGCAUAUCGAUGCACAACAGAGUACAACAAGGUUCAUGUUCUGUCUGUGGUUACCGGUACGUGCCGGCUAUGAUGAGCUUUUAAAAUAAAUGUCCAUGUGCCCGGACCGGUUCGCCUCGCUUCGCAUAUCAAUUAACUAAUGCGACUAGACACACUUUCCACUUUACACUGUGACAUCUCAUAUAGAGUAGAUUUAUUAUUUUGUUAGGUAUUUAACCCAUUAUUGUUGUCUGUUUUUUUUUUUUUUUUUGUUUGUAUUAUUUGUAAUAUAGAUUUUGCAUUUGAAAUUAUAAAUAUGUAUUAUGUAUAAUAAAAAAUUAAACCUUUCAGGUGUUUAUAUAUUUUUUCACUAAUACAAAUAAUAUUAUGUAAUUUGUAUAUGUUGUUUAAAAUCCAAUUUUAAUGACCUAAAUGUAUGUUAGAUAAUAUUUACUUAAUAUCAAAUAGGCCCUAAAACAUAAUUAAUUUUUUAACUACUUAGUAUUAAUUUUGUUAUAUUUUUGUUUUAGCUCAAGUAAAUAUAAAAGCAAACUAUGACUAUGGUGAUAAGUUUAAAGUAGCUGAAUACAAAAUGAAAGUAGUACUUAAUUGUAAUGUCGCCGAAAGUACUCAAGAUCAAAAGUACUUAUGGAAGUGGUCAGUAUAUUGAAUAUUGAGCAUUUUAACUUAAGUAUUUUUAAUUUGAUUAAAAUAUUUUAGGUUUAAAGAAGAAGAUUCAAUAAAUACAGAUUCUGAUGACCCACAUCAUGUUUCUGUGUCUGACAACACUUUGACAAUUAAUCGUUUUGUUGAAAAUGACGCAGGCAAAUACUCAUGCAAAUUAUAUAAUCAGAAUAAUCCGAAAGAACUUGGUCAAAAGUCAUUCCAAGUUGUCUGUUAGUAUAACAUUAUGUUUUACCACAUAUUUAUUUUAUCAUUAACCUAGUUUUGGUAUAAAAUAUGUUUGUAGUCAAUAUUUUGGAAAAAUGGUAACAGUUAUUUAAUUUUAAUAAAUAAUAAUAAUAUGAUUGUUACUGGAAACGGGUUCUUAAAAAAUACCAACAAUUUUAUGUUAAGCUGAGUUUCCAGUACACCGUGCACUGUGUCAUGUGCAUUGAUCUACGUAUUCUGAUUGGCUGAACCAGGUAGUACAUAGUAUCAACCAAACCGUUUAGCUAAUCAAAUUACGUAGAUUUAUGCACAGUGUAUUAGAAACUAGACUUUAACCAGUAAUGAGUUAAAACAAGUUUUUUAUUUUUUCUGGUUUCUGGUUUCUGGUUACAUGUAAAAAUCAGUUUAAAAUAAAAAUUAAUGAGUGAUCCUUUUGGGCUUAAAGUAAAUGAGUAGUGCUGUUAUUUCUGAUUGGUUCCAGUUAUUAAUGAUAAUAUUUAAUUUUUUCCAAAAAAUAUUAUCAAUUACAUUUUAAUGCUAUUCUUAACACUUUCAAAUACUAUAAGUUAUGGGAUUUGUGUAAUUUUGGUCGUUAUUUUCUGGAAAUCCAAUUACCCAUUUAUGUAUUUAUUAGUGAAUGCAGUAUUUUAUAAUAUAAACAAUGAGGCACACAACAAAUAAAUUAUUGUAUUUAUGUCCAUUUAUUUUCACAAAAACAAAUGUGGCAGUUUGUGCAGCCCUAGGUUGUAAGAUUAAAGCAUCUAUGCAAGGAAAACAAAAUAUACCAUAUUUUAGAUUUUGAGUGGAGUGAGAAAUGUAUUGGUUUUACAAUGACGUUUAUUUAUUAUUAUUCUUUUUUAACUGUGGAUAACUUUUCUACUAGAAAUCAUGCGUCAAUUUACAAGCGUAGCACUUUUUCUGAAAGUAAAUCUGACUGGGGAGGUACUUAAUGUAGGUCAAUUUUUGAUUUUUCCGGAAUUUCUCCUAAUAAAUUAAAAAAACCAGAAAAAUAUGUACAAUAUUACUAAAGAAAGUAUAUAAUUCAUAUGAAAUUAUUUUAUUAUAUUAUGACAUGUAUAUUGUUGACAAAGCAACAAAUCGUAGAAAAUAAAAGACCAUACUUUAAUAUAAAAGUUUCAACCACCAGCAAUUUUUUAAAAAUCUAUUUUGAAUUUUUUUUAAAAAAAAUUAUAGUCAAAUUUUUAAUUUUAAUUUCAAGUCCCCCCCCCCCCCUAAAAAAAAAAAAAAAAUGUUCAUAUGUAAACUGUAGAACAGACGUAUAUUAAUUAUUUAAAAUAUAUAUAUAUAUAUAUAUAUAAAAAGUAUUGAAUAGAACAAAAGUUAUUUCAAGUUUCAAAUCAUCGUAGGACAUCCUGUAUACAUACAUUUAUAAAUUAUUAAAUAAAUUAUAAUUUCAAUAUAAACACGUGGUGAUUCAUUUAAUGUGAACUUUUCAGUGUGAAAUUAAUAUCUAUUUCUUAUUUUCAAAUAGUAACCUAUAUUAACUGAAUUGGAAUAGUUAACUGAUAACCAAAACUAGAGCUGUGAAAGAGAAAUGUAGUGAUAUUUGUGAUCGAAAAUACUAUAGAGGAAAUUUGCAAACUUUGAAUAUUAUAAAUGUUUGAUAAUUAAGAAAUUCAGAGUGUCUAUUUAGCAAAAUUGCAUAAGAAAUGUUUGUAAACUCAACUAGUACUGAUAGAUGAAUAUUUGCUCAGUUUGUUUGUUAGUUAACUGGUUAUUACUAAAACUGAAGUUGUUAUUAGAUAUUACUAAUUAGGUUUUUUUUCGGCCAUUUGUCAAUUCUUCAUUGCAAUAAUUAAAUUAAAUUUUAAUUAUGAUUAUUGUACUUUUUUUAUUGCAUUAGAAUGGUUAAUGAUUAGUUUUACUAUGAUAUCAACCACUGCAGAAUUUCAAUUAUAUAAAUGUAAAUGUUAACUAUCAAGUAUUUGAAACGUUUAUCGCAUGCAAAUUUGCUUCAAAGUAUUAAUAUUGUUAAUAAAUAAUAAUCACAGAUUAAGAAAGAAUGGAUAGAGUGAGUAGGUUAGGGGUCUGAUUACUGCAGUAGUACACAAUUUUUAGAAAACCAUUUACUAUUUUAAUAUUAUAUUAUACUAUUAUUGUGAAAUUUACAUUACAUUUUUAGGAAAAUACGUAAUUACAGGUUUGUCAGAAGAAAAAAAUUCAAAAUAGCUAGAAAAUUAAAUUAAAUUGUUAAAUAAGUGUACAAAUAAAUUGGGGUGAGCUGAUAUUGCAAGGAUCGGAAAAUCGAUUAUCAGUUUUUUUUUUUUUAUACUGAUAUUAGACCCGAUAUUUUUUGAAAAAAAAAAAGUCUAUCAGUUCCUGAUAAGCGUCUUACUGUACAUAUAUCUAUUUAAAUUUUACCAGUAAAAAUCGGAUAUCGGGUUUUUUUAAGAUAUCAGAUAAUUUUAAUAUCUUCUCAUAAUUUCAAAAAAUUAUCGGAUCGGUUAUCAUUCUAUAUCUGUAGCAAAUAUUUCAGUAUUGUAUAUUGGUUUACACUUUAUACUUAAUUAUUUUAAUUAUUGGUAACAAGCUAAACGUUUUUGGUUUUUAGUCCUACUAAUUUCUAUUGAGUAGAAAAUAUUAUUAAUAAUUUUUAUUACUAAAAUAAAAAUAAACCAUGUAAUAAUAAAAAAUUAGUUAAAUAAUUUAGAUAUCUAUGUACAAUAUUAGAAAAUAAUUUUAUUAUAGAUUCAUUUAAGUAUGAUUUUAUCUCUAGGAAUCUUAUUUUAUUUUUUAAAAUUUCUGGAACUUAAUUAUUCUUGUUGCGUGCACUACUGUGUAUUAUGAAAUGUGACUUAGAAUUCAAAUUCAUGCCUUCUGUCAUUUUUUUUCCUAACAUUAUUAACCACUUUCAUUUUUGUCUCUAUUUGUUUGUUUUAAUGUAAUAAUUCUGUGGUUUUAAUUUUCCUGUUUGAAUAAAUUUGUUUUUGUGUCCCAACAAAUUGUAAUUGUUUGAAAUCUUUAAUUACCUUAUGCAGUAGAGUUUUCUAAACAUUGUUUUUAAUGAUUUCAAUAUAUAUUUCAACUUAUUACAUGGUACAGAAAUGCAAUGGUUUUGAAUUUAUUAAACAGUUUUUAUUUCUAAAUGUUGUUUUAAUAGUCCAUAUAAACAUAGUAAUUGACUUAUUAAAGUAUUAACCAUUUUGGACUACUUAUUUAUUAAUAUAAUUAAACAAUGAAAGAAAAUGAAUGUGUUUAAUAAUUAUCAUAUAUGUAGUAGUUAUUGUAAUACAAUUGUAUUAAUUUAAUUGAUAAAAAAAAAUGAAGAGUAUCCAUAAAAAAAAAUCCCAAUUAAUUUAUAACUUUAGAAUGUUUAAUAAUAUGUAACACUCAUUUAUAUUUUAAUUAUGAGUCCAAUGUACUUUCAAUUUUAUGGAAGUUAUAUUGGAAGUUUUCCAAGUUUAUAUGAUUUUCUGUGUAGUUUUCUUAAAUAUUGAAAAACUGGUGAAAUUAAUGGUUUUGUUAUUUUUUGUUGUAAUUUAAUUGAAAAUAAUUAUAAAAACCUAAAUUUUCACAGGAAAGUUAUAAAACUUGUUAAAUUUUUAAAAUAUUCUGUCAAUUUUUGACUUAUUUAAAGACAGUUUAAUUUUUAUAUUUUUUUUUUUAGUUUUUAUUUAGUUUAAUGUAUAAAAUUGAUUGAUUUAAUAGAAAUUCUUGAUCAUUGAGUAUAUAGUUUAUUAUAGGUUGUACUUAAUGGUAAAAAAAAAUUAAAGUUGAGCAUAAUGUAGUAGUUUUAUCCUUAAGUUGUUACAAAUAUCAAAUUUUGACAAAAAUCUUUAAAAAUAAAAAUUUGUAACUUGACUUAUCUCAUUAUUUUUUAUUUGCAAUAGUUUAUCAUUGCAUUCAGAUAUAAAUUAAAGUUAAAGUUGAAUAUAGUAAUUUUUAUAUAAACAUUUAAAGUUAAAUUUUUAAAGCAAAUCUUAAAAAUCAAUGCAUUUCAAUCAUAUGUAACAGAACUUAGCUUAGAAUUCUAUUCCGUUAGCAAUAUUUUAUCAUUGUUUACAGAUUUACUUUUAGUAUCCUAUCUUUCCAAAUUUUUACUAACAAUAAUGAGUACCACUCCCAUCAGUAGUAUUACUUUUUUAUUAUUGCUUGGAAUAAUAGACAAAUUGUGUUAAUAGCAUAUGUUUUUUUUUUUAUAUAGUAAAGCCUUACCUUAAAUUGCCUAAAACAGCCACAUUUCUUGACGGUGAUAAAAUAGAAAUAGAAUGCAAUGUGUUUGGUGUACCUAAGCCUGAAAUUAGUUGGAAAUUUGGUGAGUUAAAAAUAUAUCAAAUGAUUUGUUAUUUUUAUUGUUAAAUUAUAUUUAUUAACAAUUAUUUGUUUUAGAAAAUAAUACAAUUCUCACUGGUGACAAUGUAUACUUUAUGCCAAAUAAAAGAAACAUUACCAAUGCCAUCUUGGUUUUAGACCCAAUCACCAUGAAAAAUAGAGGAAACUUCUAUUGCAUUGGUAAAAAUGAUUUUGUUUGGGAACCUGUAAUGUCUGGCCCUUCCUAUGUGCGCAUUAAAGGUAAUAAAUUAUCAGUUGUUAAUUAACAAUUGUAUUUUAUUAAUCCACAUUUUUUAUAUGUAGACAAAAUGGCUGCAUUUUGGCCAUUCUUGGGUAUUUGUGCUGAAGUGAUUAUACUCUGUUUGAUUAUAUUUGUAUAUGAAAAUAAACGCUUCAAGUCUGAAUUUGAAGAAAGCGACACUGAUCAAGGGCCAGAGACGUAAGUAAGAUCAGUUUUAUUUAUGAUUUGAAUGUAUAUUAUGUAAUGAAUAUUUUAGAUACUGACCGUAAAAAAAGAAGCUAUUAGUUUUACUUAGAUGAAUUUUUUUUCUUUCGGAAACAUUUUUGACUAGUAAAAAUACUGAAUUUUUCUCAUGCAGUGCCUUUUAAGAUGCUGUUUUUUUUCGAUAGGUAGUAGUUUUUUGAAAAAAAAAAAAAAAAAAAAAUUUUUUUUAAAAGAAUAACAAAUAAAUUCUGGUAUAUCUGUUUUAUUUUUGUUGCUUUCUGUGUUACCCUGGUUAUAUGGAAAAUAUAUAUAACUAAUACUACUUGAUUCUGAACCGGUUUUUGAUUUUGAAUAUUUAUUAUUUUUAUUAUAUAUAUAUAUAUACAUAUACAUACAUUGAAUUAUUUCUUAUCUUAUACCUGUCAACUUCCCACAUUCUAUCUGGUAUGAAGUAUUGUUUGCUUUUUUUUUUUUAUUAUUCAAAAUGAAAAAAUAUGGCUUCUAAUAACAGAAGUAUUUUUAUAUUAGUUCACCUAUAAAUAAAUAAUGAUUACUGUUACUUGUUACGUAAAGAUUUUAUCAUAGUGUGUUCUGAUUAGAUAUAUUUUUUAAUAACACGAUAUAUGUUAGCAUAUUUGGGCAUGCAUAAUAAGUAUUUUAAUUACUUAAAUUGAAUAAAGUUAAAUUAAAAUUAUCUAUCAAUUUAAUGUACAAUUUUUUUUGGAAGUUGUAUGGACCAUACUCAAGUUUCAUUUUUGUGCAUGUAUUUUUUUAAUUUGUUUUAGAAACAAUGCAAUUGAAGGUGGUGGUGAUGUACGGCACCGGAAAUAACUUGACAGUGAAAUGAAUAAUAACACAUUUUAAACAAAGGUCAUAACUAAGGAAUAAAGUUUUAGAUACAGAUGCAUUAGGUUCGCCAGACCAAUUUUUAUUUAUGUUUUAGAAAAAUUUGUUCAUAGUUGUUAACAAAUAAUAACUAAAUAAAAACAGCUAUUUGAUGUUUUGGUCCAGCUGAAACAAUGUUAUACUUACUGCUUAUUGUAUUUUUACUCCAGAAAAAUGAGAUUGAAUGGUUUCCCAUGCAUAAUUGGGAGUAAUUCAGUUCAAUAAUGGUACUGUACUAGCUGUAUUGUGUAAAAAGGUUUAGGCUCAUUGUGCAAAUCAUUUGUUCUCCGUAUUUUGUUGUGUUAUUAUUAUUUUGUUUUAUUUUUUAUUACUAUUUUUUUUUUUUUUACCAAAGUUGAUAUGUGUUUUUAUUUUGUAAUAAAAUACAGUACAUGCCUCCUCCCUGCCUAUUAACCUCAUUGAUUUGUUAUAAUUUCAAUGUUACACGCCUUACUUAUCCAAAGUUUAUUGUGCUUUAACAAGCCUGAAAAUAUUGCAUUUAAUGCUCAAUAAAUGUUUAUUCCUUCAGUUUGUUCUAAUAUUAAUAUUAUUCUAUCUUUUAAUUAAACGUAAAUUAAUUUAAUUCUGGUCAUAGAUUUAUUUUUUAGAUAGCUUAUAAUAAAAGUAUUGUAAAAAAGAAAAACAAAUUAACGUGAGUUACUUAUUCGUAGGCUAGUAUUAUGAUAGAACAUUACACGGCAAUUUUAUUUCUAACAAUUUCACUUUUUCAUCUAAUUUAAUAAUAUUAAUGUUAACUUCCUCUGUCCCCAGCAAUAUAUAUCUAUUAUUAUUCUACCUAUAAGUGGUUUAUUUUAUUUAUAACUAGUGUAUUAAGGGUGCUUAUCAAAUUUAAAGGUGGCCCUGUUGAAAGUUUAUUUUUAGCAAUAAGCAUAAAUUAAGUUUUAAUCGUACAUGAUUAUUAAAAAUUAUAUUUAUUAUUAUUAUUAUGUAAUAUAUAUAUAAUGUCACUGCUUGUUGUUAAAUCGUUGUAAUGAAAUUUUUAAAAAAAAAACUUCAAAACAUAACUAUUUUAAGCCUAUUUAAUGUAGUGACAUUACAAUCAAUUUGUUGACACCAGAUAUAGAGAUAAAAUAUUUUAUUUCCUAUAUUAUAUUCGUGUAAAACUGAUUUAUUUGUUACUCAUAAGAACUUUUUAUUAUUUAACCAGUGUUAUAAAAAUUUGUAGGGUUUGUUGGAAUUAAAAAAAAAAAAAAAAAAAAGUAUUAGCAUUAAAACAUUAAUUUCAUAGUUUUAACAAGUUAUUAUGUUUUCACCCGUCCACACCGUAUCGUAUUAUUAGAAUAUUUCACAAACGACAUUAUUAAUUAAUGCUUUUUAUUUUCUCUAAUUAAAUGAUUCAAGUUACUUAUUAUGUGGUAGAAUUUUAUUUAAAUAAAUACCCGCGGAGGGGGUUGUUGUUAAUAAAUAUAUAAUAUGAACCUUCAUUAAUGUUUAUCUUUUGUUAUUUACAAACGCGUAUCUGAUCAAAAAUUAAACACUGCCAACGGCUUUAAUUUUCAGAACCAACCAACCAAAUCUCAUUGUAUAACAAAUUUUUUUCUUCGUAAUUUUAAGAUAAUGUUAAAUGUUAUUAUUAUUAUUAUUAUAAUUAUUAUUAUUAUUAUUAUUAUUAUUAUUAUUAUUAUAUAGUAUUAUAUAUAAUAACAUAAUAUAUAUGUUUUUUUUUUUUGUUUUCAACAAAUAUAAUAUAAUCAAUAAUUCUACCACUAUAGCAAAUUCACUAUUAAAAUAAAUAGUUGGCUUUAGCGGCUCAAAAUAUUCGUACAAGUUGUAUUUUCGAGUAUUUAAGACAUUUUGGGUAAAUAGUUUCUAUAAAUUUAUAAACAAUUUAAUGUAAAUUUUAGCUAUAAUAUUAAUAAUUUAUACUCGUGCUCGUGCCCUAAAGAGUAUUGUAAAACGUUCAGGGCGUGGUCUCUAUAAGACGAAACGUCAAUAUUUACGUUUCUGUUCGCGGAAACUAGGGAGCACUGUCGUAAUUAUUAAAUUUUUUUUCCGUAUUAAUAUCGGAUAAUAUAAUACGGGUCGGGUUUAGUGGUGCGAAAUCGAUGUUUUGAAUAUCCCCCCAAAAAAACUAGAAACGUUUUUACCCAUUAUGUCCUUGAGCCUUAAUGUUUCUAUUGUCAUUUUUACUUUCAAAAAAAAAAAAAAAAAUAGAAAUAUAGUAUAAGUACAGUUGUUGUUA